Molecule: messenger RNA, 330 nt
Organism: Rangifer tarandus platyrhynchus (Svalbard reindeer)
Lineage: Eukaryota; Metazoa; Chordata; Mammalia; Artiodactyla; Cervidae
Source: the annotation of a GenBank genome assembly
AUGUCCACCUGGUCCUGGAGUGGCGUGACCACCUGGCACUGGCAUGGCGUCUCCACUAGGUCCCGGAGCAUGAGGUGCCUGCACCAGCUCUGGGGCUCCAGCUAUGGCUGCACCCGCCUCUCCUGCGCCUCCGAGGCCCUCGUGCCCUUCAGGGCCAUUUUGGUCACCAGGCCCAUCCAGACCUCCCUGGCCUUCAACAUCUCCCACCACACCACCCCUGCCAGCACCUGGGUCUGCGGCCUCCAUGACCACUCACACUGCAGGUCAGCCCACCACUGCCACCUGGAGCGUCUGAGGCACCCAAAGGAAACCAUGCCCCUGGGCGGGUGA